AAUUACUUUUUAUUGUUUUAACAAAGUUUUUAUCAUAAAUGUAACAAGUUCUCAUUUUUUUUCGAUGUCAGUUUCUUCACGUAAUUGACAAUGAUUUGGAUUCGAGUGUGGCUGUCUCUCCUGAUACUUGAAGCAGUUCUAGCUCAGAGCCCCCGAACCAGGAGAAAGAAAAUAGUGGAAAUGGAAAUAUCAACUGCUUGCUCCAGAUGUUCAUUCUGUGAGAGAAGUCCUGGAUUAGCGGACAAAAGUUGGUGUGCUAAAAUGUGUGAAAGAUGCCAAGAGGGUAAAUCUGAUAUUUCUCCACAAUCAACUUGUGCCUAUUGUCAAAACUGUACAUCUAGUUUGGUCACAGCUUCUGCAGCAUUAUGUGAGAACAAUUGUUAUAAAUGUUCUGAGAGACUGAAAGAAAAUGGUGAUAACGUUGAAGAAAGGUGCAACGUUUGCUGGAACAGAUGUACUCCUGCUUGGACGUUCAAAUUACCGCCAGAUAUGUGUGAGAAUUUAUGCAAGAACUGUAAGAAAAGGAAGAUAGGAAAGGGGAAGAAGGAGGGUGAAGAGCGAAGGAGAACAACAACAGUAACAAACGAAAACGAAUCAACAACAGAAUGUUUAUCAACAAAAAAAACAACACCUAGACCUAGAUUAAAGUCCAUGGCCUGUAGAUAUUGCAUUAUUUGCAUCAAUAGGAGAAUCGUAAAAAAGGAGCCGUGGUGCAGACGUAGUUGUUUCGUUUGUAAAAGAGAAAGAAAACAAAAAAGAACAACUACAAAAGCAACAACUUCAACUACGACAACCACGGAAACAACAACAACCACAACAACCACAACAACAACAACCUCAACAACCACAACAACAACACCAGCAACCACAACAACAACAACAACAACAACACCAGCAACCACACCAACAACAACCACAAUUACAACAACAACCACACCAACAACCACAACAACAACAAUAACCGCAACAACAUUUACAACAACACCGAAAUUUAUUCCCACAACCGUUAUUGAUUGCCUACCCUGUAAACGCUGUCAGUUACAAAAUUUCUUCAACCAAGGUGUUUGUCUCCGAGUGUGCCAGGGUUGUCCUCCCAAUAUAUUUCAAAUAACCAUUAAACCAUCAGAUCCUACAACAACAACAACAACAACAACAACAACUACAUCAUCACCUGUGGCUACAACAACAACAACUCCAACAACAACUACAUCAUCACCUGUGGCUACAACAACAACUACAUUUUUAACUCAGGUUACUUGCAGGAUCUGCAACAGCUGCCGUAGUGUCCCUUUUAUCAAAGAAACAGUGUAUUGCAAAACAUACUGUGAAAAAUGUCAACAAUUGAUAACAUCAGUUGAAUCAACCGCUGUAUCUGUGUCGACGGAGUCACCUGAAGAUAAAACCUGUGAGAACUUGAUAACUGAAGAAGCCUGCAGGGAACUACACUCUAUUUACGAACAAUAUAAUCAGAAGAAAGAUAUUUGCAGAAAAGAGUAUUUCAAAGGUGUUUGCAGAGCAUACUGUCAUGUUCUAACUAAAACAUGUGAUGAACCUGCAGUGAAGAUUAAAGAUGUAACUAACCUGAACCAGUGCACCAGCUUGGAUAAUCACUGUGCUCAGGAGGUGGCUGAACUACUUGAGGGUAUUAAUGACUCAACAAACAAAGCUGAAAACUUUCCUUUCAAAGAGGCGCAGUAUCUUUGCUUGCAGGGGAAUGCGUUCUUCAGACCUGUUUGUCCAGGCUUCUGUAAUAUAUGUGUUGAACCCACAGAGAUCACCAGGACACCCAACCUAACAUCUUCCAUUGCUACUACGUCAACAGUACGGUUAACUACAGCUACUAAUUCAGGGACUACUCCUACUACUACUACAUGGACUACUCCUGCUACUACUGCUACAACAAAAAAUACCCCAGGGGUUACCACUGCUACUGGUACACCAAAAGAUACCCCUGAUGCCAGCACAACUCCAGCUCCUGCUGAAGAAUCCUGCAAAGAUGUAAAAGAAUGCAUGCUCAGGUUUUUCGCUGAAGCUUGGACAAUGUUUGAUAGAUGCUUGAAGGAAAAAAUCGUUAGAGUAUUUUAAUAAAACGGAUCCUGCAAUUACAAA
Messenger RNA from Eurytemora carolleeae, 2109 nucleotides. Its product is annotated as integumentary mucin C.1. The record is from RefSeq and is a predicted model, not a curated record. Lineage: Eukaryota; Metazoa; Arthropoda; Copepoda; Calanoida; Temoridae. Bases 91 to 2085 code for a protein of 664 amino acids. The transcript is spliced from 13 exons.